Artibeus jamaicensis (Jamaican fruit-eating bat) is the source of this 2082-nucleotide messenger RNA. It is a transcript of the gene SOX1, whose product is annotated as SRY-box transcription factor 1. Lineage: Eukaryota; Metazoa; Chordata; Mammalia; Chiroptera; Phyllostomidae. The record is from RefSeq and is a predicted model, not a curated record. Gene Ontology annotation, biological process: cell differentiation; anatomical structure morphogenesis; regulation of DNA-templated transcription. The transcript has a single exon. Gene Ontology annotation, molecular function: DNA-binding transcription factor activity, RNA polymerase II-specific; RNA polymerase II cis-regulatory region sequence-specific DNA binding. The coding region runs from base 447 to 1601 and encodes 384 amino acids.
AGGCAGCGUGCGCGGCAACGGCAGCCGGCGAGGAGGAGGCACUGAGUCCCGGAGCGGGCCCUGCGCAUCGCUCUGGCCCCGAAAAGUGGAGCUGCAACUUGGCCACAACUGCACCUGUUUGCACCGCUCUUCCGAGGGCAACCCAGCUGGGGCAGCGGCGAGGACCGCGACCCCAGCCAUCACCCUCUUUGGCAAGUGGCUCGUGCACGAGGAGAAACUUUCCACCUGUGAGCCGGACCAGCGCUGAGUGCGUGUAUUUUUGCCUCCUUUUUGUUGUUUUUGCCUCCACCCCCGCCUUCUUUUCUCUGCUAAGACCUCUCCCCACACACCCACCCCAAAGUUUAGCUCUGUUUUGAGUCCUUCUCCAUCUCCCUGCCUCCCCCUCCCCGGCCGUCUAUGUUCCAGGCCCUCUCUGCGCGGUGCCGGUGAACCCGUGAGCCGCCCUAAUGUACAGCAUGAUGAUGGAGACCGACCUGCACUCGCCUGGCGGUGCCCAGGCCCCCACGAACUUGUCAGGCCCGGCCGGGGUGGGCGGCGGUGGGGGCGGUGGCGGCGGCGGUGGCGCCAAGGCCAACCAGGACCGGGUCAAGCGACCCAUGAAUGCCUUCAUGGUGUGGUCCCGCGGGCAGCGGCGCAAGAUGGCCCAGGAGAACCCCAAGAUGCACAACUCGGAGAUAAGCAAGCGCCUGGGCGCCGAAUGGAAGGUCAUGUCCGAGGCCGAGAAGCGGCCGUUCAUCGACGAGGCCAAGCGGCUGCGCGCGCUACACAUGAAAGAACACCCGGAUUACAAGUACCGGCCGCGCCGCAAGACUAAAACACUACUCAAGAAGGACAAGUACUCGCUGGCCGGCGGGCUGCUGGCGGCCGGCGCGGGCGCUGGUGGCGCGGCCGUGGCCAUGGGCGUGGGUGUGGGCGCGGCGGCCGUGGGCCAGCGCCUCGAGAGUCCCGGCGGCGCUGCGGGCGGCGGCUACGCGCACGUCAACGGCUGGGCCAACGGUGCCUACCCCGGCUCGGUGGCGGCAGCAGCCGCGGCCGCAGCCAUGAUGCAGGAGGCGCAGCUGGCCUACGGGCAGCACCCGGGCGCGGGCAGCGCGCACCCGCACGCGCAUCCAGCGCAUCCGCACCCGCACCACCCGCACGCGCAUCCGCACAACCCGCAGCCCAUGCACCGCUACGACAUGGGCGCGCUGCAGUACAGCCCCAUCUCCAACUCGCAGGGCUACAUGAGCGCCUCGCCCUCGGGCUACGGCGGCCUCCCCUACGGCGCUGCAGCCGCUGCAGCUGCAGCGGGCGGCGCGCACCAGAACUCGGCGGUGGCGGCCGCAGCAGCCGCCGCGGCUGCGUCGUCGGGCGCCCUGGGCGCCCUCGGCUCUCUCGUCAAGUCGGAGCCAAGCGGCAGCCCGCCGGCCCCAGCGCAUUCGCGGGCGCCGUGUCCCGGGGACCUGCGAGAGAUGAUCAGCAUGUACUUGCCGGCUGGCGAGGGCGGUGACCCGGCGGCUGCAGCGGCCGCCGCGGCGCAGAGCCGACUGCACUCGCUGCCACAGCACUACCAGGGCGCGGGCGCAGGCGUCAACGGCACGGUUCCCCUGACGCACAUCUAGGGACGCCGGGGAAAAGGCGGCCCGCGCCGGCGCCGAGCGAAAAGGAGCAGGCGGCCCGCCCCAGGCACCCGGCCUGGCCCAGCGCGGCCUUGCUUUUGUAUAGACGUUUCCACACUCUUGUAAAAAGGAAAACACUGGUGAUGAACACUAGGUGACACAUACCCCCUGCCCCCAAUUCGCUUUCCUGGGAGUUUCUGGCGACCUCUAGAAGUGGACACAGUCGUGCGUUUCAGACUGACCUUCGGCGUUUUCUUGAGACUUUUUGUACAGUAUUUAUCAUCCACGGAGGCAGAAAGCGUUUCUUUGCUCAAGGGGACACAAAGACCAAGCAAGAGGCGACUCCAACUUUCCUAUUCCGCGGCGCGCUCACUCUCAUCCCGCAUCGCUUCCUGAGGGCGUUUAGUUGCCGGGGACCCAGUGCCGGAAGCUGUUCUCAUUUGUUACCGAUGUAGUAAGGCAGAUCCAAACACAAGUUUUUUUG